Messenger RNA from Penicillium odoratum, 1287 nucleotides. RefSeq names its product phosphatase PAP2 family protein. The record is from RefSeq and is a predicted model, not a curated record. Bases 1 to 1287 code for a protein of 428 amino acids. The transcript is spliced from 3 exons. Gene Ontology annotation, molecular function: phosphatidate phosphatase activity. Gene Ontology annotation, biological process: phospholipid metabolic process. NCBI's taxonomy places the organism in Eukaryota, Fungi, Ascomycota, Eurotiomycetes, Eurotiales, Aspergillaceae.
AUGGUCCUUUUUUCGCUACUUCUUCUGAAAGGCCACUUACAAGACCUCGAGAAGCAGUACGCGCAUGGAUACAUGGAGGAUUGGCUGCACCGUCAAAAGCCAAACUUUAUCCAGGGCCAAGCUAUUUUCCCCGCCAAGACAGAAGAAGCAGCAGGCUCCAAGAGGUUCGCAUUGGAAAUGGCAUAUGAUCCAGGGAUCAGUGAAGAACAGGCACAUCGGCUUCCUGGGAGGGCCUCUUUAGGCGUUAUUUUGUCUUAUGUGCUUGACUGGGUAAUCAUCAUUGCUGUGGCUGCUGCGGGUGGUGUUUUAUACAAAAUCACAGGAUCCAGCCAUGCAUUCUCCCUUGAUGAUCCGGCGAUAUCUUAUCCUCUUAUCGCGAACACAGUUUCUAUCACGAUCGUUGGCAUAGUAGCAUGUGGUGUACCCGCCGUCGUCAUUCUACUUCUUUGCCUCUUGAUCCCUUCGUCAACAAUUGAAGCAUCCGGCCAGAGAGCUACAGGCAGUGUAUGGAGCCGCAGGCUUUGGGAAUGGCACGCAGGGUGGCUCGGACUUGGCCUCAGUCUUGCAGGAGCAUUUUUCAUCACAUCUGGUCUCAAGGAUGUAGUGGGAAAGCCUCGUCCUGACUUCAUUGCUCGAUGUGAUCCUGAUCUCUCAAACGUGGCCAAUUACAUAGUUGGUGGCCUGGGACUAAACCAAACUUCCGCUCCUAUCUUGGUCAACUCCACCAUCUGUCGAAACCCAGACGCCAGCGUUGUGAAAGAUGGCUUCGCUGCUUUCCCCUCUGGCCAUUCAUCCUUUUCCUGGGCCGGAUUACUCUACUUGUCUCUGUGGCUGAGUGCCAAGUUCGCCAUCACAAUCCAGUUCCCUCUGCGUCCUUCUGCCAGAGGGACAGGUGAUCAAAACGUUUAUCAAAAUGCCAACACAAUAUCCUCUCGUUCCUCGGCAGCAGCCGCGCCCCUCUAUCUUCUCUUACUCGUUCUUACCCCGGUAGCAGUGGCCCUUUUCAUAUGCGCGACUCGCUUUGCAGACUACAUGCAUGCUGGCUGGGAUAUUGUGGGUGGCAGUAUGAUCGGGAUGUUUUUUGCCUGGGUUGGGUUUAGAUGGUAUCACGCCCCACCUCGGGGCGGAGAUGGAUACUUCGGACAUGGUGGAUGGGCUUGGGGGCCGCGUCCAUCAUGGGGGGCAUUCGGUGUACCCUUCGGCAGCCCAGGAUAUGUGGAGAAUGACAAUCCCGAGCAAGUAAACAUGGAUCGUUAUAGAGACUUGGAGCUUGCACCCAUGCGUUAA